Spinacia oleracea (spinach) is the source of this 1260-nucleotide messenger RNA. RefSeq names its product protein LIFEGUARD 4. Lineage: Eukaryota; Viridiplantae; Streptophyta; Magnoliopsida; Caryophyllales; Amaranthaceae. The coding region runs from base 289 to 1011 and encodes 240 amino acids. The transcript has 4 exons. Gene Ontology annotation, cellular component: membrane. The record is from RefSeq and is a predicted model, not a curated record.
UUGUAUGCAUUUAUCACAAAUUCACAACACGGUCACGUAAAAGCAUUCCGCCGUUCCGCGUAACCAUCAUACAUUCAUAAUUCAUCCCAAAUUAGAAUAUGCUUUGCUGUUAAUCAAAGCCCCACAAAUCGCAAAUUACAAUCAACCCCAAAAAAUUCCCCAAAUAUUUUCCUAGGUUUCCCAAGAACCCUAACAAGAGGACACAAUUGUUCUGGAAUUCAGAAAAAUUUAUUCCCGAAUAUCCAGAAAAAAAAAAACAUUAUUGUGAAUUUCUUGAUAUAGACAACAAUGGCGGUUUUGGGCAAAGCGCAAGGUGACAUUGAAAGUGGGCAGCUCUACCCUAACAUGGUGGAAGAUGUAAGACACCGAUGGGCUUUUAUACGAAAAGUGUAUGUGAUCAUCGCCAUGCAGAUGAUUCUUACCGCCGCUGUCUCCGCCGUCGUCGUCUUCGUUCGACCGAUUCCCGAGUAUUUAGUGUCUACCCGUGCUGGCCUCGGCAUUUAUAUUGUCAUCCUUAUUUCUCCCCUAAUAAUCAUGUGUCCAUUGUACGCUUACAUGAAGCGCCACCCUCUCAAUUUCAUCCUUCUUGGGUUGUUUACUGUUGCCAUUUCUUUUGGCGUUGGAAUGAGUUGCGCUUUUGUCAAAGGGAAAAUAGUUCUGGAGGCAUUGAUUUUAACAUGUGUUGUGGUAAUCAGCCUUACCCUAUACACAUUCUGGGCAGCAAAAAGAGGUCAAGACUUCAGCUUUCUAGGCCCUUUCCUGUUCGCUGGAAUGAUGGUCUUGAUGGUUUUUAUGCUAAUCCAGAUUUUCAUUCCACUUGGAAAACUCUCUCUGAUGAUCUAUGGUUGCAUAGCUGCCAUAUUGUUCUCUGCAUACAUCGUGUACGACACAGACAACUUGAUCAAGCGUUAUAGCUACGAUGAGUACAUACCUGCUGCUGUCACCCUUUAUCUUGACAUUGUCAACCUCUUCCUCGCCCUACUGGCUCUUUUCGAGGGAGCAGACAGCUAGACUAUAUAUUGACACCAUACUUAGAAUUUGUCACUUCUUUGACACCAUACUAUUCUUGCCAACCAUGUAUGGAAUCUGUAUAUAGUGAUCUGUGGAUAGUGUAUUCUGUCACCGAUUAGAAUAAUGGACAUGCUUAGUUCCGGAGGUUAAAGAACCGUUGUCCUCGUGUUAGAAAGCUUACUACUGAAUUGGUUUUUGUAUAGAGUUAUACGUUUUUUAUUACUAGCUAGCUUCUAUGGCUUCUUUGUC